AUGAAUGACCUUCAGACGAACAGUAAUGACCUUCAGAUCAACAUGAAUGACCUUCAGAUCAACAGUAAUGACCUUCAGAUCAACAGUAAUGACCUUCAGAUCAACAUGAAUGACCUUCAGAUCAACAUGAAUGACCUUCAGAUCAACAGUAAUGACCUUCAGAUCAACAUGAAUGACCUUCAGAUCAACAGUAAUGACCUUCAGAUCAACAGUAAUGACCUUCAGAUCAACAGUAAUGACCUUCAGAUCAACAUGAAUGACCUUCAGAUCAACAGUAAUGACAUUCAUAUCAACAGUAAUGACCUUCAGAUCAACAUGAAUGACCUUCAGAUUAACAGUAAUGACCUUCAGAUCAACAGUAAUAACCUUCAGAUGAACAUGAAUGACCUUCAGAUAAACAUGAAUGACCUUCAGAUCAACAGUAAUAACCUUCAGAUCAACAGUAAUGACCUUCAGAUCAACAGUAACAACAUUCAGAUCAACAUGAAUGACCUUCAGAUGAACAGUAAUGACCUUCAGAUCAACAUGAAUGACCUUCAGAUAAACAUGAAUGACCUUCAGAUCAACAGUAAUAACCUUCAGAUCAACAGUAAUGACCUUCAGAUCAACAGUAAAGACAUUCAGAUCAACAUGAAUGACCUUCAGAUGAACAGUAAUGACCUUCAGAUCAACAUGGAUUACCAGGUCAGUGUGACGGUGAUAGAGGCCCGGCAGCUGAUUGGUCUGAACAUGGAUCCUAUGGUCUGUGUGGAGAUCGGGGAAGACAAGAAGUACACAUGUAUGAAAGAGUCUACAAACUGCCCUUACUACAACGAGUACUUCGUGUUCGACUUCCAUGUUCCUUCUGAAGUCAUGUUCGACAAAAUCCUCAAACUGUCGGUGAUUCACUCCAAAAACCUGCUGCGUUCCGGAACACUGGUCGGAACUUUCAAACUGGACGUGGGAACCAUCUACUCUCAGCCCGAGCACCAGUUCUACCACAAGUGGGCGCUGCUGUCGGACCCUGAUGACAUCACGGCGGGUUGCAAAGGUUACGUGAAGUGUGACGUGGCGGUGGUGGCGAAAGGAGACACCAUCAAGACGCCGCACAAAGCCAACGAGCAAGACGAGGAUGACAUCGAGGGGAACCUGCUGAUCCCGGAGGGGGUCCCGGCCGAGCGGCAGUGGGCACGGUACUACCUGAAGGUUUACCGCGCUGAGGGUCUGCCCAGGAUGAACCAGAGCCUCAUGGCCAACGUCAAGAAGGCCUUCAUCGGGGAGAACAAGGAUCUGGUGGACCCCUACGUACAAGUCCAGUUCGCUGGUCAGAAGGGGAAGACCUCGGUGCAGAAGAGCUGCUAUGAGCCCAUCUGGAACGAGCAGAUCGUGUUCACGGAGAUGUUUCCUCCUCUUUGCAAACGCAUGAAGCUUCAGAUACGAGACUCGGACAAAGUCAACGACGUCGCGAUCGGGACUCACUUCCUGGACCUGAAGAAGAUCUCCAACGAUGGGGACAAAGGGUUCCUCCCCACUCUCGGCCCUGCCUGGGUGAACAUGUAUGGCUCCACUCGGACCUACAGCCUGAUGGACGAGUACCAGGAGCUGAACGAUGGUCUGGGGGAGGGCGCCUCCUUCAGGGCGCGCCUCCUCAUCUCCCUGGGGGUGGAGAUCUUGGAUGUGUCCUCUCCGGAGGUCACCAGCUCCACGGAGGUGCAGGUAGACGGGAUCCCCAACAUCUCAGAGCUGACAGAGAACCUGACAGAGAACCUGACAGAGAACUUGACAGAGAACUUGAUAGAGAACCUGACAGAGAACCUGAUAGAGAACCUGAUAGAGAACCUGACAGAGAACCUGACAGAGAACCUGACAGAGAACCUGAUAGAGAACCUGACAGAGAACCUGACAGAGAACCUGACAGAGAACCUGACAGAGAACCUGACAGAGAACCUGACAGAGAACUUGACAGAGAACCUGAUAGAGAACCUGACAGAGAACCUGACAGAGAACCUGACACAGAACUUGACAGAGAACUUGACAGAGAACCUGACAGAGAACCUGACAGAGAACCUGGUUUUCUUUGAAUCUACACUUUAG
This is a messenger RNA of Knipowitschia caucasica, 2073 nucleotides long. NCBI's taxonomy places the organism in Eukaryota, Metazoa, Chordata, Actinopteri, Gobiiformes, Gobiidae. The record is from the annotation of a GenBank genome assembly.